AUGAGCGGCAAUCGUCCUCCGACGGUAGUAGCCGGCCUCGAUGGCGCCAACCCGGUGAAGCGAGAACGCCACCCCACUUGGUACCCGCCCGUGAAGCUGGACGGCAACGGUCUGAAGGUGAUGAACUCCCUGACAGAGUCCCUCGAGGACUUCGCGCCGCGUGAUGGCCGGGUCGUGCGGUGGUACACGUGCGGCCCGACCGUCUACGAUCUCUCACACAUGGGCCACGCCCGCGCUUACCUCACCUUCGACAUCAUCCGCCGCAUCAUGGAAGACUACUUCGGCUACUCCGUUAUCUAUCAGGUGAACAUCACGGACAUCGACGACAAGAUCAUCAAGCGCGCUCGCGUGAACAAGCUGCUGGAUGACUUCAAGGAGGGAGAGCUGCGCCACAGCGACGUUGCAAAGCUCAUGGCGUUCACGACGGAGGCCGUCGCCGCCGCCGAGAGCGGCCUGGAAAAGCGCAAGGCGGCGCUGUUGGAGCCGAUCACCGAUGGCGCCAACAGCCGGGCCAAGGCGGACCGCGAGGAGAAGAUGCUGGAGGUGCAGCUCAAGGAGUCGCAGCUUGCCGAGACCAAGGUGAAGAUCGCGGCGGCCAAGGAUGACUUUGCCGCCCUGUUCGCCGCGGCCAGCGGCGUGAACGGCGACCUGCUUGACGAGCGCAGCGGCCACAGCGUCUCCGAUCAGCAGAUCUUCGAAGACCACGCCCGAAAAUAUGAGCGCGCGUUCUUCGAGGACAUGCAGCGCUUGGGCAUUCGUGAGCCGGACAUCGUGACACGCGUCACCGAAUACGUACCGCAGGUGGUGGAGUUUGUGCAGAAAAUCAUCGACAACGGCUUUGCCUACGUCGGCGAGACGUCAGUCUUCUUCGACACGGAGGCGUACAUCAGGGCCGGCCACGACUACCCGAAGCUGAAGCCUGGCGGUGAUCGCAACACGACGGAGGACGAGAUGGCCGAGGGCGAGGGCGUCCUUUCGAAGGGUGUCGAGGGCGAGAAGCGCAGCCCGAACGACUUUGCUCUAUGGAAGUUCUCGAAGCCCGGCGAACCGCGCUGGUCAUCCCCGUGGGGCGAGGGCCGCCCUGGCUGGCACAUCGAGUGCUCCGUGAUGGCGUCCGACAUUCUCGGCGAGAACAUGGACAUCCACAGCGGUGGGUGGGACUUGAAGUUUCCGCACCACGACAACGAGUGCGCGCAGAGCGAGGCGUGCAACCUGCACAGCCAGUGGGUGAACUACUUUCUUCACUGCGGCCAUCUCCAUAUCAAAGGGUUGAAGAUGAGCAAGAGCCUCAAGAACUUCAUCACCAUCCGCCAGGCGCUGGACGAACUCGGCGUCACGGCGCGCACGAUGCGGCUGCUGUUCCUUGCAAAUCCUUGGAACAAGCCGAUGAACUUCUCGGACCAGUCGCUCGACGAGGCGAAGGAGAAGGAGCGUGUCCUGCGCGCCUUCUUCGGCAGCGUCGACAUUGUCCUCCGUGCUGAUAACUGGAAGGCCACGCAAGGUGUCAACAAGCACGACCGCGAGCUGCUAUCCAAGUGGGUCGAGGCCGAGGCGGCCGUGCACGCGGCGUUGCAGGACAACUUUGAUACAGUCGUUGCCCUGCAGCAACUCAUGUCCCUCGUCGCGGCGACGAACCAGUACCUGCUCUCUGGCGAGCGGCCGAGUGCGACGCUGGUGCGCAAGGUGGGCUGCUAUGUGACAAAGAUGUUCCGCAUCUUCGGCGUCGUCGAGGGGUCUGACGAUGUCGGCCUGCAGAAGCAGGGCUCCGGCGACGGCGAAGCGCGCUUCAUCGAGGUCGUGAACACCCUCGUGCGCUUCCGUGACGAGGUGCGUGAUGCGGCGAAAGACCAGAAGGUGGUGGCGGGCUUCCUGCCCUUGUGCGACAAGGUGCGCGAUGAGUGGCUUGUCGACGCUGGCGUGCGGCUCGAGGACAACCCGGCGGGCCCGACGACGUGGAAGAACGACGAGCCGGCGCUGCUGCACAAGGAGCUGGCGGAGCGCCGCGCUCAGCAAGAAGGGGAUCGCCAGAGGAAGCUGGCGAAUCAGGUGGAGACGAAGCGCAAGCUCGUGGAGAAGUGGCGGCAGCUCACCUACCCGCCGUCCGAGUACUUCCGCCGCCAGGACGAGCAGCGGGAGGAGAAAAAGUACGCCGCCUACGACGACGUCACCGGCCUCCCAACGAUGACGGCUGCCGGCGAGGAGGUGAGCGAGAAGGAUGUGAAGAAGCUGAGCAAGGAGCAGGCGAAGUACGCCAAGUCGUACGACGAGUUUAUUGGCAAGGGUGGCGUAUCGUGGCUUCAAGAGCAGGAGGCAGAGCUGGCCAGCAUGGUGGCCGAGCUCGAAGGCAGCAAGUAG
This is a messenger RNA of Leishmania mexicana MHOM/GT/2001/U1103, 2355 nucleotides long. RefSeq names its product putative cysteinyl-tRNA synthetase. Gene Ontology annotation, biological process: cysteinyl-tRNA aminoacylation. The record is from RefSeq and is a predicted model, not a curated record. The coding region runs from base 1 to 2355 and encodes 784 amino acids. NCBI's taxonomy places the organism in Eukaryota, Euglenozoa, Kinetoplastea, Trypanosomatida, Trypanosomatidae. Gene Ontology annotation, cellular component: cytoplasm. Gene Ontology annotation, molecular function: ATP binding; cysteine-tRNA ligase activity. The transcript has a single exon.